This is a messenger RNA of Lasiosphaeria miniovina, 3039 nucleotides long. RefSeq names its product P-loop containing nucleoside triphosphate hydrolase protein. Gene Ontology annotation, cellular component: nucleus. Lineage: Eukaryota; Fungi; Ascomycota; Sordariomycetes; Sordariales; Lasiosphaeriaceae. Gene Ontology annotation, biological process: recombinational repair. The coding region runs from base 1 to 3039 and encodes 1012 amino acids. Gene Ontology annotation, molecular function: DNA binding; hydrolase activity; 3'-5' DNA helicase activity. The record is from RefSeq and is a predicted model, not a curated record. The transcript has a single exon.
AUGUCGGCCUCGUCAGAGAGGAGAAAUGUGAUCCUCGCCAAACUCAACGACGCCCAGAGCCGCGCUGUCCGGUCCAAGGCCCCAACUGUCGCCAUCCUGGCCGGCCCGGGCAGCGGCAAGACGCACACCUUGACCUCGCGCGUCGUCUGGCUGGUCGACUGCGAGGGCUUCCGCCCCGAAGAUGUCGUCGUUGCCACCUUCACCGUCAAGGCCGCCCGCGAAAUGCAGGAGCGCAUCGGCAAGGCCCUCGGCUCCGGCCGCGAGAAGAAGCUCGUCCUGGGCACCUUCCACAGCAUCGCCCGCCGCUAUCUCGCUGCAUACGGCCGCCACAUCGGCCUUGCCCAGAAGUUUGGCAUUGCCGACGACUCCGACUCGCGCGCCAUUAUCCUCCGCAUCUGCAAGAGGCUGCAGCUGGCCAUUGACCCACCUGCUGCCCGCGCCUGGAUCAGCAAGAGGAAGGCCAAGGGCUCAGGUGCCGACUCCGACUUCAGCUCCGUGGGCGCGCAAAAAUUGCUGACCAAGACACCGGCCAAGACUGCCGGUCAGCGGGAGCUCGAGACUUGCUACACCGAGUACCAGAGCCAGCUCGAGCGCUCCAAUCUCCUUGACUAUGAUGACCUCCUAGUCCGCUGUGUUGAGCUGCUCCGAAAGUUCCCCUCUUGCGUGUCUAACGUAAAGACGGUUCUCAUCGACGAGUACCAGGACACCAACGGGGUGCAGUACGAGCUCAUGAAGCUGCUCGCCCAGAAACACGGCCGAAUCACUGUUGUGGGUGACCCAGACCAGAGCAUCUACGGGUGGCGGUCUGCCGAGAUUAGGAAUCUGUGGCGCCUGCUCGAGGACUACCCUGGCGCCGCCGAGAUAUCGCUCGAGGAGAACUACCGCUCGUCCCAGUCCAUCGUCACCCUGUCGCUUCUCGUGAUACAGCAGGACGAGAAGCGAUACAAAAAGGCAUUGAAGCCCGUGCACAACAAGGGGUCGCGCCCGGUCCUGCGGAGGCUCAAAAACGCCUCUACCGAGGCCGAAUGGAUUGUCUCGGAGAUACGGAGGGCCAUUCUCAUGUCGGGCGGGAUGCUAACUCAUAACGACGUGGCUGUGCUGCUGCGCUCUGCGGCCUUGUCUCGACACGUCGAGAGUGCCCUGGGAAAAGCCGGCGUUGCCUACCGCAUGGUAGGCGGCUUCAAGUUUUACGAUCGUGCAGAGAUCAAAACGGUCCUGGACUAUCUCCGCGUCAUACACCAACCCGAGAAUAAUGACGCGCUCGCCAGGAUCAUGAACGUCCCCCGGCGGGGCAUCGGGGAGGGAACCGUCAAGUCCCUAAUCGAUGAAGCUGAGAAGUCCUCAUUGAGCCUCUGGUCCUUGCUGGUUAAGCAUUGCCGCGGAGAUCGCGCAGCCAAAACAAAAAUCUCAAAACAUGCCGAGCAGAAAAUCAGUGGCGGUCUGCUCCGCCUUCUUGAUAGUGUGAGGAAGCGGAUUGAGCAGGCCGCCAACGACUCCAGUCAAUUUGGGCUUGUCGAGAUAAUCCAGCAGCUACUGGAGGCUCUUAGCUUCCAAAAGGUGUUGCAGGAGACUCACCCCGACGACCAUGAGCAGAGAUGGGCGAAUGUGCAAGAAUUCAUCAGCCUCGCUAACGACUUUGUUCGAGAUCUUGGUCAGAACGUGGAUGACUAUCUCCCAGAGAUUGAUGGCGUCCAGCAGACCAAGGAUGUCGAUGCUCUGCCCAGGUUUCUAGCGAAUGUUUCCCUCGCGUCUGAUGCCCAGACCAAGGGCGACGACCAGGAUAACAAGCCUCUUGUGACUCUCUCGACCAUCCACGCAGCCAAGGGUCUUGAAUGGCCUAUCGUCUUCGUCCCGGCGGUUUAUAACGGCUCGAUCCCCCACAUGCGGUCCGAAGACAACGACGAGGAGCGACGGCUGCUUUAUGUGGCCAUGACAAGAGCCCAAGCCCUGCUCCACCUCAGCUGCCCGCUUUAUAGCUCAAAUAGCAACGGCGAGCGGAAUGAGUUGUCGCCCUUUGUCAAACCUGUGGCCGCUGCUUUCGCCAAGAAAGGGCCCUGUUUCGACCGGCCAGUGAUGAGUGAGAUUGCUCGCAUUCUCGAGCGACAGCUGCCUGCCGAGCAGUCCAUUUAUAAGGGUAUGCCGGCCAUGUUCAGCACCGAAGACAGCUUGUUCCCUCUCGACCCUGAGGAGACCCGGGAAAUCCCGGCUGGCGGAGCUGCGCGCGGUGGAAGUAAUGUUUCCGCCGAUGCAUCGCGCCCGAAACGACCUAGACUUUAUGGCCCACCGCCUGCCCAAGAUACCAGCGAAGAACCUGCCUGGCAUAAGGAGUACGCGACCACUAUGGAGCAGUCGUCUGGUUUUACCGUGUCAUCGCUCCCUGGCUUCGUCAGUGCAGGGACCCAUCAAGUCGCUCUUGCUGCUGCCAACGCGGCAGCUGAAGCUAGCAGAAAGGCCGGGAAACAUGUAAGACCAUCAACCAACAAGCGACCGGCGGAUCAGAAGAGUAUUGUCGGUUUUAUAAGAACAAACUCUUCCUCCGCUGGUCCAGCGGCUCUACGCGUCCAGGAAACGACCGCGAUUACAGCCACAGGUCGAUUAGCAAGGCCAAACUAUAACCCAACAACGCACAACUCGGGUGGGGCUCAGCGUGCCAGUGACAACUUAACGAGGCUGGCAAUAGAGCCAGAACUUGUCGGACGCAAGCUGGGAGCCGGAAAGCUUCUAACACGCCCAGUGCGACCUGACGAUGGAGUUGGCCAGAACGAGGUUGGCAGGCGGAAGGAGUACCAUUGCUUCUCCAGCUCGCCGACAAAACCUGUUCCCGUAGAGAAGGGCUCUGAGGCCGUUGGAGAGACGAACGAGAACGAGCCCCCUCCUGAGCCAACUCGAGCGGCGGCCUGCCUGCAUGCUACGACGUACAACAUGCCCAAAGGACUUGGCGGCGGGCUUAGAAGGACCGUCGGAUUGAGUCGAGACAGCAUUGCGCCCAUGGCCAAGCUCAGGAAACCGUUCAAGCCUUUGACGAUUAGCCGACCGUGA